This is a messenger RNA of Anthonomus grandis grandis, 2688 nucleotides long. RefSeq lists its product as uncharacterized. NCBI's taxonomy places the organism in Eukaryota, Metazoa, Arthropoda, Insecta, Coleoptera, Curculionidae. The record is from RefSeq and is a predicted model, not a curated record. The transcript is spliced from 12 exons. The coding region runs from base 130 to 2328 and encodes 732 amino acids.
UCUGUUUACUUCUGUCAAAAUUCGCAGUGACAGCCACGGUUUGUGUUUAUAAACUUUUGAAAAUUUUAAAAACCGAUUUGAAUUUUGCCAGAUUUGUAAAUCGAAUAUUGGACGACAAACCGCAAUGAAAUGUCUGGAGAUAUAAGGCAAUUUUUGGAAGAGCACCGUUUAGAAAUUCUACGGGAACGAGAAAGGUUAAAUUUGUUGACUAAAUUUUUUCAAGAAGAAAAUAAAGAAAAUGUCCAAAAUCAGGGGAAGAUUGACGACUUACAGGAAAACAAAAGGCCAUCGGAUAAGGGUGACUUCGACAGGAAAGAGAACCAAGAGCAAGAUGACAGUGCGAAAAGUGCAGCCUUUCUGCACGAUACUAAAGAAAACUGUGUAGGAGCCAAAGAAGAAGGAUCUGCUAAAGGGAUUUGUGAAGAGAAGAAACCUAGUUGUGAGAAGGUGCCUUCAAUAGUCGAACCUCUGGAUCUGAGGGACUGCUAUGAACUUAGUUUAGAACAAAAGAAACAAGCUUUGAUAGAAAAACUUGCCAAUUCGGAGAGUUUUUUCACAUCUAAACCGAAUGAAACAAGGGUCGCAGGUUCAGUGGGACAGAGGGCCCUCUUCGGAUUGCCCCACUUGCGUAGAGGGGAUUUCGCUCCCCAACAGUGUUACACCACUUUGAGGGCGGCACCCCACGAAGGGCUGGGGGAGUAUGACAUCAAACGGCCUGUCAUUCACAGGAGCACCAGUGGUACCAGUGAGGGCAGUAUUAGACAAAAAGACCAAAAAGCAGUUCCUAUUCCGGAAAUUUUAAUUGAAACCCCUGAAAGUAGUGAAAUUCCUCUCGAGAAAAGUAGCCGAAGUACCUAUUCCGCAAUCUCUGUUGAUACCAAAUCGGUUCAGACCGAUAUCCAAAAUAUCAAUACAGAAUUGGUUAUAAAAAAUGAAGUGGUGCAGAGUAGCGCGCUCCGAACCGUGACUGACGACCUGGUGGACUUGGCGCUUCAAACACGUUCACCGUUACGGCGCCACGUCCUUGACCAGCGACUGACCACCGAGGAGAAUGCAGUGUUGUUGAGAGCCGCAAGUGCUCGGAACCCAUCAAUCACUAUGGAUAAACCGAAAAGUAUCUUAUCGAAUAGAAGAACUGGUAGUGCUAGAGAUAGGUACAAUUCAGAUUUGGGUCAAACCUCUUACGCGUCUACCACUUUUAUGGAUGGAUUUAGUUAUUCUGAUAGAAGUGACGACUUAGAAAGAGAAAGAUUAAAACGAGAAUCAUACCAACACGAAUUAAGAUUACAAAUCGAGGAGAAACGUCAUUUGACGGCUUUACGUGAGGAUCAGGAGAGACGUGAAAGGGAGCUAGAAAACAGGAGACUGGAGCAACAGCUAUUGCGUAUGCGUGAAGAACAGGCGCAAGAAGACCAAAGGAGGCAGCGCAGAACCGAACUUAUGCGCAGACAUAGCGAUGACCUCUUGCGACGAAAGACCGAAUUACAUGAGAUGAACAGACCGUGGCGUCGUCACGCGGACUCGGAGAGCGCCAACUUGGAUACUUUGGGGCUUGGUACUUCCCCAACAGGUUAUACUUGCGGAGCCGGUAGCAGUGGUUACUCACCUCCGGUAAGCAGGAGGGCGCCAGUUUCGCCUUAUUCUUCUUCGGCAACGUCAUACAAUAUGCCACCCAGCAAUGUGUUCCCCGAUAGCAGUAGUUUUAAUAGAUAUAACACAUCUCGUUUCGAAUCUUCCUCGUACCCUGGCGGUAUUUUGCGCAAACCGAGUGAGUUCAGGCGGAUGGAGUCGGUAAACUCAUACGAUACGAUGCCGCUUGCACGCAAUCCGACUGCUCGAUCACGUUUUGAUCGGUUCGAUUCGCUUAGCAGGAUCGACUCACUUAGUCACCGACUCGAAACCAUGAGCAUGCGUGAUGGUUACUCGAGUACCGGAGGGGAGCUGACUGACUUGCAUAGAAGGCACAGCGCCACUCAGCAAGACUUAAGCCUGAACCGGUCGCCUCGGCUACGCAGGCGCAACUCGUCUUCCCGCUUUGAAGAUCCGCUUCCCGUUCCGAUGCUCAAGGCCCGUUCACCGGUCGCCAAGGAGCUUCGAAAUGCGAUUCCCUUUAGCUCGCACCGAGAGACCCAGCGGAGAAUAGACGAUCGAUGGCAGAGCCAAAAACUAGACUCUCCUGGGGUGACGGGCAGCAACGCCACGCGCGGCAGCAUCCUAACGCAGUUGGGUUCGAUAAGAGCGCAGCUGCAGCGUGAACAGCUGCGCAUGGAUGAAUCGCUGCGUAGACGCGGGCUUAUGCGCACAAGGACGACGGAUCAGGAUUACUGACCUUUAGGGAAAAACUACUGCAUCUAUCAAAUUCUUAUGACUACCCCCAAUCAUCAAUACCAGCAACAAUGUCUGUGUCACCAGCUUAACUGGCUACUAGAAGAUGACAGUCAAUUGUGUCUGAAACAUCGACUCUACUCUGUACAAUACCAAAGUUGUUUUUUUAAUAUUGAUAAUAAUUAUUAUAGCUUUUGUCUAUUUGGUGUCAAGUCCAUAUCAGCUCUAGUUAUUGGCUUGACAUUGAUAUCUUAUAUUGUUAGAGUUUGUCUUUAUAUUUGUAUUAUUAGUGUUUAUUAUGAUGAUGGUGAUGAAAGAAAAAAUAGAGAAGAAAAAGAUAAUAGAUAACGUUGACAAGUUUAA